AUGCUGCGCGCAUUGCUGCUGUUCGCCAGCGCGACGGCAGCGCGAGCGCUGCGCGCGCCGGCGGCGCCGCAGGCCGCGGCGCGGUCGCUCUUCCACGAGGAGCUCGCGACGCUGCGCGCCGUCGCCGACGGCGCGUCGGCCACGGGCCGCUUCCGGCCCCACGCGCGCUACACGUCGCGCUUCGGCGAGGCGCUGCGCCACGGCGCCGGCAGCGAUCCCGACGUCGCGAGCCGCGCCGCCGCGAUGCGCGAUACGCUCGACGCCGGCGGCGACCCGCUCGCCGCCGCCGCCGAGCUCGGCGAGGCCGUGCUCCAGGCCCUCGAGUGCGAGGCACUGGUCGAGUCGCGCCGCCGCAUCAAGGACGCGUACCUCCUGUCCGACGCGGCGCCGCGCGACGGCGGCGAGGAGCUGAAAGGUCGCCUCUUCUUCGCCGCGCUCGAAGCCGUCGCGGACCGCGCGCCGUGCCUCGAGGGCGGUGGCCAGCUCGUCGAUCUGGUCUUCGCUUUGGCGCUGGCGCGGGGCGCGCUCCUGGCGACGGACGCGUCCCGGGGCCGGCGGCUGGAACGCGCGGUGACGGCGCACUUCCACGCGCUCCCGCGAGAGGCCGACGGCGUCGCCUUCGACGGCGUCGCGGCGGCGGACCUCCUGCGGACGCCGCGUUUUGAUGGAUGUGAUGCAGCGUCCUGCGCCACACAUACGCCGCUCCUGGUGGCGUUCGCGGGCCUCGGCGCGAGCGGUUUCGUGAGGUACGAGUGGCGCGGCGCGGCCCACCGCGUCGCCCGGCGCUCCCGGCCCUUCGACGCGCUCUUCGUCGCGGACCCGGCGGGCUCCUGGUACACGGGCGGCCUCGCGCGGCGCUACCGGAGCGACGCGGCCCUGGCGACGGCGCUGCGGCGCGCGCGGCGGCGGCGGCCCGUCGCGUUCGUGGGAGAUUCCAUGGGCGCCGCCGCCGCGCUCAAGCACGCGCGGCACGCCGACGCCGUCCACGCCGUGGCGCCCCAGACGGCGUCGUUGCACGCCGACGUCCACGUCGGCCGCGAGGACCUCUACCUGCGGCCGGCCUCGUGCGCGAGGCGCGUCGAGCGGCCGAUGGCGCGGUCCGUCCGCGCGGCGCUCCGGCGGGGCGCGCGCGUCGCCCUGCACCACGCGGCGGCCUGCGACGUCGACGCCGCGCACGCCGACGCGCUCGCCGCGCGCGUCCCCGCGACGCGGCGCGGCGACGGCGACUUCUGGGCCGGGCCGGCCGCGCGCGGCGCGCUCGACGUCGUCGCCCACGGCGGCUGCGAGAGCCACGACCUCGCGGGCCACCUCGGCCACACCGGGCGCCUCGACGACCUGCUGGCGCGGGCGAUCGAGGACGCCGUUAAUUCGCACUAG
This is a messenger RNA of Aureococcus anophagefferens, 1377 nucleotides long. RefSeq lists its product as hypothetical. The record is from RefSeq and is a predicted model, not a curated record. Bases 1 to 1377 code for a protein of 458 amino acids. NCBI's taxonomy places the organism in Eukaryota, Pelagophyceae, Pelagomonadales, Pelagomonadaceae. The transcript has a single exon.